AUGACAAAGCUUGACGUCGAAUACAGUGUCGCCGCGUCUGGAACGGCAGCCAUUUACGAGCUGUUUGUCCAUCUGCUCAAGAUCAAGCUGCCCGCCAAGGGAUUGCUGCACCCGGUGUUCGACAGGUUCAACACCACGUGCACCCGUCUCAAAGACCUGGGCCUCGAGCUCAAUGAGAGGUUCAGGGCAAUGCUCCUCAUGCACAAGCUCCCACCGUCAUACAAGACGAUUGCGGAGAUGCGCAACGCCGAAGCUAAGGAGCUCAAGGACUUAAAGGUUGCUGACAUCAAGUCGGCUGCACUUUGCCACCAGACGUGCAUGCACACCGUGGCGGUCACCAAGAGCGGCAGCUCUAACAAGGCUCAGGGUUCCAAGCUGAACCACUCGACUCCGCAACGCGUUGAGUCCCAGCAGCAGCGGAAGGGCGGUCAGUCUGACCAGCGCCCGCAGCAGCAGAGGACCAGGCACCGGAAGGGCCGCCAUUCUUACAAGAAGGGCAAGCGCGCCUACGUUGUUGCCUGCAGCAUCGCGAGCUGGUUCACCCAAACCCGAGUCUGGCUCUGA
This is a messenger RNA of Coniophora puteana RWD-64-598 SS2, 564 nucleotides long. RefSeq lists its product as uncharacterized. Lineage: Eukaryota; Fungi; Basidiomycota; Agaricomycetes; Boletales; Coniophoraceae. The transcript is spliced from 3 exons. Bases 1 to 564 code for a protein of 187 amino acids. The record is from RefSeq and is a predicted model, not a curated record.